Molecule: messenger RNA, 5268 nt
Organism: Prinia subflava (tawny-flanked prinia)
Lineage: Eukaryota; Metazoa; Chordata; Aves; Passeriformes; Cisticolidae
Gene: MMD2
Product: monocyte to macrophage differentiation associated 2
Exons: 7
Coding region: 121-861 (246 amino acids)
Cellular component (GO): membrane
Molecular function (GO): pore-forming activity
Source: RefSeq, a predicted model, not a curated record
CCUUCUCCUCCUCGGCCGCCGGAGCUCGCCGAGUUGGUGCCGCUCCCCCUGGGCGCCACUUUCCCCCCGCCCCGGGGCUGAGCAGCCGCCGCCCCCCGGGACCCCCAUGGCACCGCCGCGAUGUUCGUGUCCCGGCUCCUGGAUUUCCAGAAGACGCGCUACGCCAGGUUCAUGAAUCACCGUGUCCCGUCCAACUGCAGGUACCAGCCCACGGAAUACGAGCACGCGGCCAACUGUGCCACCCACGCUUUCUGGAUCCUGCCCAGCAUCCUCGGCAGCUCCAUCCUCUACAUCCUCUCCGAUGACCAGUGGGAAACCAUCUCCGCCUGGAUCUAUGGCUUUGGCUUGUCCAGCCUCUUCAUUGUCUCCACCAUCUUCCACACCAUCUCCUGGAAGAAGAGGCACCUCAGGACUGUGGAGCACUGCCUGCACAUGUUUGACAGGAUGGUGAUCUACUUCUUCAUCGCCGCCUCCUACGCUCCCUGGUUGAACCUGAGGGAGUUGGGUCCCUGGGCCUCCCACAUGCGCUGGAUCAUCUGGAUCAUGGCAUCCAUCGGGACUGUCUAUGUUUUCUUCUUCCAUGAGCGAUACAAGCUGGUGGAGCUGGUGUGCUACGUUAUCAUGGGCUUCUUCCCUGCCUUGGUCAUCCUCUCCAUGCCCAACAGGGACGGCCUCCUGGAGCUGGUGGCCGGCGGCUUCUUCUACUGCCUGGGCAUGGUGUUCUUCAAGAGCGACGGGCGCAUCCCCUUCGCCCACGCCAUCUGGCACCUCUUCGUGGCCAUGGGGGCUGCCACACACUACUAUGCCAUCUGGAGGUACCUCUACCGGCCCGGAGCGCUGGACACCAAAACCUCCCGGUAGAAAAGCCUUAAAGACAUUGUUUGUGUCACCUGGCACGUGGGGACACAGAGGGCAGCGGGGACACAGCCUGCGCCGUGGGCUCGCCCCAAACCACCCCCUCGCCCCCUGGGCAGCAGCUGUUGGUGCCCUUCCCACACAGACAGGAGAGCCUGGAAGUGGAUUUGAAAUAUUUUUUGUUUUUAACUUUGGGAAGUGUUUAUUUUUUUUUAGGCAAAGGUUUCAGAACAUAGUGACUGACUGGGCUGUGGGUGAUGGGGGAGUGACCACUUGCUGGGAGCUCCGCUCACUCACCUGGUCUCGAGCAUCCCACGGGACUGGGAACCCACAUGCCCCUGGCUAUGACACCCUGGUUUUGUCUACUGGAGUCUUUAGCAUGUGCCACUGAGGGGACUGGGGGAGUCAGGAUGAGGGGAGAAACCCAGUGGUGGGGAGGGAUGUGGUGACACUCCUGUGCCACCUGGACUGGCUCCUAAAUAGUCCUAAGUCCUGUCAGCAUUAACAGCUCCAUGCCAAGUCCUUGAGGGGAUGGUCCAUACUCAACAAGCCUUACAAGAGAUCGAAACUUGAAUCUCUUCCAGGGCAUCCCAGUCCCUGAGCACUGGGAAACCCUUUCUCUAAGCCAAUAUUAAGUGCACAACUCAGUACAUCCCCAGGAUCCCCUAUGGACAUUUUCUCCCUGGAGUGCUUUUGGUUUUCCUCUCCAGCCUCGGUGCCAGUGGCAGCCUGAAGCACAGCCCUGCUCCCAGGCCCUGCUGCACGUGUGCCUUCAGCAGGGAGCAGAGCUGGGAUCCAGCUCCUGGCAUCUCCCUGACUGGGGUCAGCCCAUCCACUUCAGGGGAUUCCCUUCCUCCUCGAGGGAGGGAAGUGAACCUCCUCGGACUGGGAUCACGAGGCUAGCUGCCUUCUCUGCUCCCAUUUUGCUGAUGAACCUGUUGCUCACCAGAUUUAAUUCCACUUUUGGAAAGAUUUCUGGCAUUUCCAGGAUUGCUGCAGGGCAGGAAUGCAUCCACACAAAGCCUGGAUGUGAGCUGUGAUGGAGAGACCCCAGUGAUGCUCAGUCUUUAAACUGAGCAUGGCCACACAGUGCUAACACAUGGAACACCCACCCAGCUGCUGGGAGAAUGGGGAAACCACACCCGACCCUGCUCCCCGAACACCCUGGCAGAGCUGCUGGAGCCAGGAGGGUGUGGUGUGUGCUGGGCUGUGCCUUCACCUUCCCCAGCAGCCCCCAAAAGAAUCAAUUGCCCAUCACCUCUUUUUGGCCUUUGGUAAUCACAGCUGCAGCGUCUAGCACGAUGUGGCAAGUGAAGGAGAUUUAUGGCCACCAUCCCACACCUCCUGUUUCUCCAGCAGCAUUCCAGGGAGCUGAGCAGAGCUUAGGGCCCCCCAGCCUGUGGCACCCUGGGACUGGCUCUCCAGGGCUGUGCUAUUUUGCAGCAAAUUACCAAAGAGGAAGCAUCUGGAUACUCACCCCUGUGGAGGCUCUGGUUGCCAGGCUUGCAAAAAUAUCCAGUGGGUUUUCACUUCCAUGGGCAGAAGGUUCCUGUAAAAGGCUCUGGGAGCUGCACCCAGCACCCCAGCCUGGCAUGGGGCACCCCAAAGCAGCCUUUGGGCUGGGACUGCCCUUGGGGUGGUGGGUGGUGUUAGGGAUGGGGAUGAACGAGCUGGUGGGAGCCCAGACUCUGCUGCUGCCUCUGCCCAGCCCUGGCCCUGUCACCUGCUGCAGAUGGAGGGGUGCAGAAGGAUGAGCUGUGAGUCACCAGCAGUUGAUGGAGCAUGCCUGGGGUUGGAAUAGCAGGAUACAGAGGUCCCAGAGCAGGAGAUGCCAUACUUUCUGUCUGGCAAGUCAUUACCCUCCUCUGUGCCUCUGUUUCCCCAUCUGUAAAAUGGGGGAGAAGACCCUGACCUACCUCACAGGGUUUGUGUGAGGACCCUGUGAAGCACUUGGAGGGCAGCCAGAGCUUCACAAAGACCUGCUUCAGAUUUCACUGAGUCUGGGGGAGCAGGCUCCCAGAGCCACUGUGGGGCACGGUGACAACUUCAGCUUCGUGUGUGUGCCUGGCUCUCCUCCCCCUCUGUCACCGAAUCCCACAGGGAGCCACUCUGGGGCCAGCCCAUGCAAACAGCAGUCCCAGCCACAGGCAGAUGUCCCCUGGCAGGGGCUGAGGAUGCCCAGGGACACCACCGUGUUUUGCCCAAGGGAUUUAUCUCAGAAACUGUUUUGCCAUUGAGGUCUUUUGGCCCUGACUCAGUCCCAAGGGCUCCUGAGGCACAGGGAGGUGCCAGAAGGAUCUUUCUGAGGUUGCUUCAUCUCUGUCUCCUGCUGAAAAUCCAGCGCAGGACAGAUGCCCAGGCAGGAAUGGAUGGCUGAGCUCUGUUGGGGACAUCACCACCCUGCCUUCAGGCCGGAUUUGCAGAGUGGGCUUCUCUGUAAUUGAGAGGCUCCCCCUCUUCUCUUGCUCCUAAAUCCUCCCCUUGCAAAGCAUGGGGGACACAGAGCAAGUUAUCGGAUUGUCCUCCUAUUUUAUACUAAUUUUAAAUGACUCGUAACAUUCAGGAUGUUUGUGGAGGAGGGCUCGAGGGAUCUUUUUAGCAUCUCAUGUUUUUCACCAUCCAUCCUUGUUCAAUCAGUAUUUUAUAUUUAACACAGUAUUGGGUCAAAUACAAACAAAUGUAAGGAAGAUAACGCUAGUGGAUAUUGUUUCCUGUGGAGUAGGAUCGAAAUAAAAACUCAAGAUACCUCACUCUUGCCUGCUUGUUAAAUCCAAAUUAGUUCCCCUGCAGCAUCUGGAAAUAAACUCAUUUUCUGUCUGACUCAUCCCACAUGGCUUUGCUCCCUGGUGAGGAGAGGAGUCACUCAGCCAACUGCAGGGUGCUGGGAUGCUGAGCACUGACUCACCUUGGUGCAGGGAUGCCAUUGCCACUGCUGAACAAACAAACAAACAAUCAAACAAACAAGCAAUCAAACAAAUCAGUGAGUUUGCUGACAGUGCCCCUGUGCCCAGAGAUUCUGGCUGAAAGCCUCAGCAACCUCUCACCACAGCAGCUCCAGCACAGAGCCCUCCGUUCCUGCUGCAGCCCUGUUUCCUCUCCGCUGUGGCUGAGUCAGAAGCUGAGGUGUGGAGCCCCAGGCUGGCACUGCAGGGGGAUGGAAGAUGCCAGAGCCACGGAGGAGGAGAAAAUCUGUGCCAGACUGGGCAGAGGGCAAGCACAGCUCCCUGCUGACCCCACAGGGGAAACCCACCAUCACCCAGCAGCUCCCACCCGCCUCUCCCGAGGGCACUGGCUCCUCUUGGAGGGGGAGAAUUUCUCCCACGCUGGAGCUGCCUGCCCUGGCCUCUGCACAUCCAUUGUGUGCCCUCUCUGCCAUAAUUACACAGGGCUGAAUUCCCCCCAGGCUGCCAUGCUCAGCGCCUUUCCCAGAAAGCCAGGGAGGGUUCCCCGUUUCCAGGGGCAGCUGAACUCACCCCGAAACCUGACCCACAACUUCCACCUCGCCCAUCUUUGCUUUGCUGCUGGCAACUGGGCUGGACUGGGAGGCCUCCUGACUCUGCUUUGCUGCUGUCAUUCCCAGAGGGUGUCUGGGUGGCAGAACUGCUUUCCCACCCAGAGCACCCCUGGACAGGGAAACACUCCUUUUUGGAAGGGAGACAUUUUCACCAAGGGAAGCAGGGCAUCAGUGUCCAUCUCAACUUAAAAACCUGCCCAGUGCAGUAAUGAUCCAUCCCUUACUCCUUCCAGGCACCAGCCUGUGUGCACCCUCAGCAGUGUCCAGGUCAGCUCUGGAGCUGGUUUGAUAAAACCUGUUUGGCCAAAGGCAGCCUGUGCAGCCGAGGUGCUGCUGCCUCCAGAGCCCUGCCUGGCUCGCUCCUGGCAUUUUCACAGAAUCCUAGAAAGACUUGGGUUGGAAGGAAUCUUAAAGUUCAUCUUGUUCCAGCCCUUGCCAUGGGCAAGGACACCUUCCUCUAGACCUGAUCAAAGUCACCUCCAACACGGCCUGGAAUAGUUCCAGGGAUGGGGCAGCCACAGCUUCUCCAGGCAAUGUGUUCCAGGACCUCCCCACCCUCACAGGCAAGAAUUUAUACUCAAUAUUCCAUCUAACCCUGCCCUCUGUCCUGUCACUCCAUGCCCAAAGUCCCUCUCUAUCUUUCUUGGAGCCCCUUUAGGCACUAGAAGAGGCUCUAAGCUCUCCCUUGAGCCUUGUCUCCUACAGAGCCUGGCUCCACAGGAAAGGUGCUCCAGCCCUGGGAGCACCUUUGUGGCCUCACUCCAACGGCUCCAAAUCUUCCUGUGCUGAAGACCCCAGUGCUGUGUGCAGCACCCCAGGUGGGGUCUCAGAGAGUGGGGAGAGGGGGCAGAACCCCCAUCCCACACCCUAACCCCUCCUCAGUGAUGACUCUUCCCUCA